AAUCGAUAGAAAAGUAGUAAACAGGCCAUCUGCCUCUUAGCAUAGUGAAACACGUGGGAUUAAAUCCAGAUUAUGGCUGUGGCACAACGAUGUGUGUGUGAGCUUGUGCGUGCCUGUUUGUGUCUAUUGCUUGUCGUCAGUGUGUCCUUGGCUCCAUAGACAAGCAGCAGGUUGACUACAAAGCUAAAAGUGGAUGUGACAGCCAUAGGGAGCUAAAGUAGAGGAAUAUUUCUGUUUUGCAGGAUAUUUUGUAGUUGUUCGGUGGUGACUUUGUGAUUACAUUAGAUAAGGGAUUAUGGCAUUCUUGAUCAAAAGCAUGAUUGGAAACCCCUUGUCAGGCAUGGGUCUUGGGGGUGGAGGUGACAAAGAAGAAGACGAAACCCCUAAAGAUCCUGCAAAAGCAGCUGGGAUGACACGUGAGGAAUAUGAGGAGUAUCAGAAACAGUUGGUGGAAGAGAAGAUGGAGAGAGAUGCAGAUUUUCUACAUAAGAAAGCAGAAAGGGCAACAUUGCGGGUCUGCCUUAGAGAAAAAUACAGACUGCCAAAGAGUGAGCAGGAUGAAAACAUGAUUGAGAUGGCUGGAGAUGAUGUGGAUGUGCCUGAAGAGCUUCUCAAGAUGGUGGACGAGGACGCCACCGAGGAGGAGGGCAAGGACUCCCUUAUGGGCCAGUUUCAGAACCUGCAGAACAUGGACAUGGAUCAGCUGAAGGAGAAGGCUUCAGCCACAGUCACUGAGCUCAAGACCAAAGCAGAGGAAAAGUGCUCUGUCAUGUGAGGAGAAACAAAUGUGAAAAUCUAACUACCAACCAGGGUUUAACAGUAACACCAUUACAUGUUAUAUGGUACUAUGCAGGUCUAGACCACUGACUAUAACUUUUGUAAAUAUUAUUUCUUGCUGCCCACCUAUAAAACAACAACAACAACAACAACAAAAACAUCUUCUAAUGAUAAACCCUGAACAGCCCCACACUUCCUCCCAUACAAUGUAAUAAUGUCAUGUUCUUCAGCUGUGUGGUGUGUGGUGUAUGUGAAAUUGUUGUCUGUGUGAGUGUGUCAAAUGACCCUAACAAAAACUUCCUUUUAAUACAUUUCCAGAUUUGUUUGAGUGAUUUCUGUUUUCUGUUAGUCUUUUUUAAAUGUUAUGUUUAAAAGAAAUACAAACUUGUAGUUAUUUUAUUUAACUCAAAAACCAUACAAAACCACAUGUUCAUCACUUU
Molecule: messenger RNA, 1217 nt
Organism: Boleophthalmus pectinirostris (great blue-spotted mudskipper)
Lineage: Eukaryota; Metazoa; Chordata; Actinopteri; Gobiiformes; Gobiidae
Gene: cplx4a
Product: complexin 4a
Exons: 3
Coding region: 296-775 (159 amino acids)
Biological process (GO): regulation of neurotransmitter secretion; neurotransmitter transport; synaptic vesicle exocytosis
Cellular component (GO): SNARE complex; terminal bouton
Molecular function (GO): syntaxin binding
Source: RefSeq, a predicted model, not a curated record